Quercus lobata is the source of this 1173-nucleotide messenger RNA. Its product is annotated as aspartic proteinase CDR1-like. Gene Ontology annotation, cellular component: extracellular region. The transcript has a single exon. NCBI's taxonomy places the organism in Eukaryota, Viridiplantae, Streptophyta, Magnoliopsida, Fagales, Fagaceae. The record is from RefSeq and is a predicted model, not a curated record. Bases 1 to 1173 code for a protein of 390 amino acids.
AUGGCAAGCGGUGUCAAAUUUCAUCCAUGCUUCCUUCUAUCAUAUUAUCUUAUAGGUGUUUUGGUUACAGCUCAUAAUGUCCCCCAAGCACAAUUAAUACCAUACUACGGUCAGCAUCUCAUGAAGGCCUCAAUUGGCACUCCACCAGUAGACAUCUAUGGCAUUAUCGAUACAGCUAGUGACCUUGUGUGGACACAAUGUGUACCUUGUGAUGUCUGCUUUAACCAGAUUCAUCCUAAGUUCGAACCUAAAAGGUCCAGCACAUACAGUGAAAUUUCUUGUCAUUCAAAUAAAUGUCAAGAAUGGGACCAAGUCCAUUGUUCCCCUCAAAAUAGUUGCAAUUACGUCAGUGGAUAUGCAAGUGGUUUAUCCAAAGGUGUUUUGGCCAAAGAAAAAAUCACCAUCACUUCUACCUCUGGGCAAGCAGUUUCCUUUGAUAUUGCUUUCGGAUGUGCACACAACAAUACCAUAAAUUACAAUGACCACACAACGGGACUUAUUGCGUUAGGAUUAGGGCCUUUGUCCUUUCCUUCACAAAUUGGUAGCAAGAGGUUUUCUUAUUGCUUGUUGCCAUAUGGUACUGAAUAUACUGAUCCUAGUAUUACAGGCAAGAUAAGUUUUGGCAAUGGUAGUGAAGUUGUGGGUGAUGGUGUGGUUUCAACACCAUUUGUAGCUAUGGGAAAUCAAUAUUAUGUGACACUAGAAGGAAUUAGUGUUGGAGACACAUAUGUGCCCUUUAACUCUUCAGGUAAGGUUUCUAAGGGCAACGUUUGUAUCGAUUCAGGAUCACCACCAUUGACUUUGCCACCAUAUUUUUAUAAUCGCUUAGAGGUGGAAGUGAAGAAGCAGAUUUCAAUUGAUCCCAUUAAAAAUGAAACUCUAACAGGGACACGGCUUUGCUAUAGAACUGAAAUUACUAACGAAAAUGGACCAAAAUUGACUGUCCAUUUUGAAGGUGCAGAUGUGGAGUUAAAGCCUACACUAAUUUUCAAUCGACCGGUUCAUGCAUAUGAUAUUUACUGCUUUGCAAUUACUAAUACUGCAAAUACUGCAUUGGCAUAUUUUGGUGACAAAGGAUUAUAUGGCAACUAUGUUCAAGCAAAUUUGUUGAUUGGGUUUGACUUGGAAACAAGGAUGGUCUCGUUCAAGCCGACUGAUUGCACUAAACUGUAG